GAGGCAGUGGGGUAAAUUGUUUGCCACGGAAAAGAGACAAAAGCAGGUCUCGGCUGUGCCUUGUAGGACUGCACAUCUAUUACAUGUACACUGUACAUGUAGGUCUUCAGUGCAGGAGCUUUAAAGUGUGACUUUGGUGCGUGCUCAUCAGGUUGUCAUUGGCUCCGAAGUUAGAGUUUCUGCCAUUUGCAAUUAAUCCUCUUGGCGUGAUUUGUUGAUGGCUCAACCACACUCUAGAGGGAAUCAUCUUUCUAGAUUCAAGUGAUAUCUGAAGUACGGCUGCAGGACUAAAAGGACUGCAGCAUUUCUUGUAGUUCAUUUCAAGACUUCAUGUGGUAUUUGAAUUUAUUGUGUUGUGGCUUUUUGUGGCUUUUCAGCUUAGUGAAACUUGCAGUUGGUUUCGCUACAGGAUAAACUUGCAAUUUGUGGACAGCUGCGUGUGGUGAAAACAUUACACUAAAGUCAUCGCGGAAAUCAAAACUGAAAGAAGAAAAUUGGCAAGUCUAUGUAUAAGGUUACAUUAGACAGAAAAUGUGCCACAGUUGGCUGUAUCAUGACCAAAUACUGUGUGACCAAUGAACUUUCAGAGAUACCGUUAUGUAACUUGAUUAAAGUGAACAUUCAUCAGCCAAGCCAGUGACACCUGUUUUUUAACUGUUGAAGCACACCAGUUCGUCUUAGAAUUCAAAUUCUUCAAGACUGUACCAAACUUUAUGAGCAGUACACAAACUGGGAAGACAAUUGGAAUUGUGGACAAUGGUGAGUUGUCGGGUCCUGAUCGGCUUGACUCUGCUUAAGUGUGACUGUCAGUGAAAUUUUGGAACACCGAUAAUAAUUCCUUUUAGCACCUGCCAUUUCAACCAAGAAACUUGCAACAGGCCGGCUUUUGGUUGACUUUAUGUAGACGAUGAUGUGAAAACUAGUAUAGCCUUGUGCUCAUCCUGCAGGAGUUUGAAUUGACAUCAGAAUGCUGAGUGUGUGAUAACAUAGUGACAAGAAAAGGAUCUAUGUGCAAACCUGAACUGCCAGCAUUGUUGGACUACAAGAAACAGAUGUUGAGCGUUGAGUGAGAACAAAGUUGAGUGUCCACUAAUUUUUAUCCAAACUGUGUUGGUCGGUGACACUUCAUUUGUCUGAAUUAAAGUGAUUUCCCCUCACUGGUAAACCUGACCAGAGAAAAUGGUGCUCAGCAUUACAUUGAGAUGACGAUGUUCUGUGUACUGGUAGUCACCCUUGACCCUUCAUCCAUGCUCGGCUUCGUCCAACAUCGGUGACACAGCAACAUCUAUCUUUCACCAUCCGUCGUUGUCACCCACUGCACUCGUCCUGUCAUGAAGACCACUGUCAAGCUGGGUUUGACGGUCUCCGUUCUGUGGCUGGCCAGUCUUGUCUUCCUGAGCGGCACACUGUUCCCCCAUUGGGAGGAGGGGGCAGGGCAAGGGGGAGAGUUCAAAAGUGGGGCCGCCCUGGAGCUGAACCAGUUGUCCAAAGAGCUGCAUCGUAUGAGGAGGCAGAAUGAUGAACUACGCAAGCAGGCGCAACAACUCAGGGACCUGGUUGAAUUCAGAGCUACCGACGUUGAAGACAACCAAGCACUCAUCUUACAAGAAAAACUUGCCCAAGCUAAUAACAUACUAGAAAAGCUGAAUAAAGAUGGCAUACAGAGAGACAGCUACCGUGGGGAUGUAGCAGCAGAAGCACGGUAUUCCUGCAUCAGCAACAGCCCUAGCGUACAGCAGGAGAAACUCCUCAGACGCAUUCACAAUGGCGUGGUGGAAAUCUGGUACUACCUCAAGGCUGAACUUCAGAAGGUAAAAAUGCUGAGUACCAGUGAGAAAGUGAAAGAGAAAGUGGAUCAGAUGAUGGAGGACGCUGGUCACCAACAGAGGUCCAUCAUUGUAGAUAUUUACAACUUGAGCAGGGUAGAUAACAAGACAAUAUGGAGAACCAAAGAGGCAAAAUCAUUGAGUGAUUUGGUGCAGAGGAGGUUUCAGUAUUUACAGAAUCCCACAGAGUGUAACACAGCCCAGAAAGUGGUCUGCAAUCUGAAUAAGGGCUGUGGCUACGGAUGCCAAGUCCACCAUGUAGCUUACUGCAUGAUUGUAGCUUAUGCCACACAGCGAACCCUCAUUCUGCAGUCCCAUGGCUGGCGCUAUGCUCCCGAAGGCUGGGAGAAGUUCUUUCUUCCUCUCAGUGAGACUUGUCAUGAUCGGCGAGGCUCCAGUACGGCCAGAUGGGGUUCUUCAAUGGAGAAGAUGGCGAAGACACAGGUGAUUGAUUUGCCCAUCGUCGAUGGCUUGAACCCAAGGCCUGACUUCUUGCCUCUAGCCAUACCUGAGGACCUCUCAGAGAGGCUGAGGAAGCUCCAUGGUCACCCUUUUGUCUGGUGGAUGGGUCAGGUGCUUAAAUAUAUCCUGCGCCCCCAACCCAGAUUGGCCAAAGAACUGGAGCUUGCUGGUCAGCGAAUGGGAUUCCAGCAUCCCAUUGUUGGGGUUCAUGUAAGACGCACAGAUAAGGUGGGGACAGAGGCCUCAUUCCAUGGUAUUCAGGAAUACAUGGUGCACGUUGAGGAGUAUUACCUGACGCUUGAGAGGACUCAACGAGUCCAGCAGAGACGAGUUUAUCUUGCCACGGAUGAUGCUAGUCUCCUGGCGGAGGCGCGGAGAGCUUAUCCACAGUAUGUUUUUAUUAGCGACAAUGCAAUAUCCCAGUCAGCUGGUCUGGCAAGCCGAUACACAGAGAAUGCUCUACUAGGUGUCAUCACCGAUAUCCACUUCCUUGCGUUGUCUGACUACUUAGUGUGUACAUUCUCCUCUCAGGUGUGUCGAGUAGCCUAUGAAAUCAUGCAGACAUACCACCCGGAUGCGUCCACGUUCUUCCACUCUCUUGAUGAUGUUUACUACUUCGGUGGCCAGAACGAGCACCGACAGACUGCCCUUUAUGAGCACAAGCCUCGCAGCCGGGACGAGAUUGCUCUAGCACCAGGGGAUACAGUGGGCGUGGCCGGCAACCACUGGGACGGUUACUCCAAGGGGCGGAACCACCGGCUACGAGUCCGAAACAGCGGUCUCUAUCCCUCUUACAAAGUUGAGGAAGUUGUGGAAGUGGCUCAGAUGCCUACCUACCCCGAGGUCCCAUUGCAGGUCCCAUCUGAAAACAGUGAUGACGAAAUCAAAGUCAAGUCCUUUUUAUAAAAGAAAGUAUGAAAAAUGUAUGUUUUAAAAAAGAUGCAUGGACAAAGGUUUAGUAAUACUAUAAAAGCUUUAUGUGUAAUUUUUGAUACAACUCAGAAGGCGCCAAGAAUUUUAUAUCCGUCUGAUGUGUUUUAACUUGACUUUGUACAUCUGAAAUACAUGUAGCUUGGUGGUAUGUCUGUUUGUGUUUGUUUCCGGCUGUGACUGGGAUGUCUUUUGUUUGGUCUUCCUAGGCUUGUGGGAUCAUGGGCACCAUGUACAAAAGUCUGGGCUCUCAAUGCUUUUGUAUCAACUGAAGCCACUGGCGGCCACCUUUCAUACCGUGCCAUUGUAACUAUCAUUGCCACAAACAAUUUGUCAAUAAUGGUGAGCAAGCCUUUAUAUUUCCAUUGUAUUGGCAUGGUAAGAUGGCCGCCGGUGACUUCAGUGACCUGUGUGGGUUGACGUAGGCCUUCACAUGGAUCUGGAUCGCAAUCGGUGAUCCUUUGUUGGCUCUAUAACCAGCUAAUGGAUAGAAUGGACCAGCUUCAAGAUCACUGAUAGUGAUCCAGAUCUGUGUGAAACAAAUAGGCUCUAAGGAUAUUACAGGUCCAGAUGUUUUUAUAGGAUGUCUGUGAAUGGGAUCAGCCAAGUUGCAUGUAAUUUCCGUCAUUGGAAUUGCAAUUUUCAAACAUUUGCACAUUGAUGGCCGAUCAUCAGCCUGUGUGCUUGUUUACAAAGUAAGGCAUGAAUUUCAGACGUGUGUCUCAUUUUAGUGCUCCAAGUGGCAUUUUACUUAGGGAUCAACCGAUUUAGGGUUUAAGUGCCGAUCCGAUGUCCGAUGUUUUAAUCAGAACAUGUCCGAUGCGAUGGUUUUGCCAACAAUAACUGAGACAAAACCCAAACAGGAUGUAGGCUUACAAACAAUACAAAACCAGUGUACUCCCUUAAAAUGUCAGUUUACACAUUACCGGUAAUAGGAUUAGUUUUUGCCAACACAGUCACUGUUGAGAGAAUAAAUCAUGUAAAUUCUGUACGUCGAUCCCCGCCGCGCAUGAUACUGAUGUAACCGAUCACACAAACCAACGCGCUGCUUACCGUGUACAGUACAUUCAGAAUAGACACAGCACCUUGGGCUGAAUCACGGUAGCCUUUAGUCAAGGCAUGUAUGGAACCGCUGCACCAUUGCAUUGGUGUCUUCAUCGUGCAUGCCAACAGCAGAGGUGCACGUUGUAUGUUCAGGUAGCCACACGUGCCUUGAAUAAAGGCUAAAUUGCGGGCUACCUUCAGACCAGUCACACAGCACCUCGUGCGUGGUGCCACACAUGGUGUAGUUCCAGGGCUGUUUUAAUGGCUGUUAAUUGAAACGGUACACAAGUACACUGAUUGCUCCAUGGGGCCACGGUCCGUGCAUUGAGUAGUUGCAGAGGUGUAAUUUUCGGGGAUACUCUACGUGGGUUUAACCUUUCAUUUAUCACACCAAAUGAAAAAAAAACAGUUUGUAUCCAUGCUCAAAUGAAACGUAUGAGAUUUUUGUUUGCCAAAACUGAGAGCAGAGUUUGCUCCUUUCUUGAAGUUAAUAUCGGCAAGGAAGGUCAAAUUUUGCCAAUCUGAUAUGUUGCCGAUGUUGCAAAAAUCGGCCUGAUUCGAUGUCCGAUCCGAUCAUUGGUUUAUCCCAAAUUUUACUGUUAUGAAAUCCUCCCAACCACACACUUACAGGCAUUGGAUUACUGUUGUGUUAGGAACAAGAUUUAAAAAAAGCUAUUUCUACCGGAGUACCGUGGCCAGUAUUUAUCGUUGUCACAUCAGUGUUUGAUGGCCCUAACCCCCUAGGGACCAUUGAAAUCCUGCAUAACCUUGUUGGGUUCAGCAUGGCUAGGGUUUACACCCUAGGGACCAUUGAAAUCCUGCAUAACCUUGUGAGGUUCAGCAUGGCUAGGGAUAACCCUAACACCCUAUGGACCUUUGAAAUCCUGCGUUACCUUGUUGGGUUCAGCAUGGUUAGGGAUAUCAUAGUUUACAGUCCUGUAGCAAACAGCUAACGUUACAACCUUCCAGGUGAUACCAUGACAAUUUCAAACUAAAGGAAUAUAAUUGACUGUUAAAUGUCAUUUUUACAAACUUUUACCAUUAGUGAACCAAAACUGAAAUGCCCAGGUUGGCAAAAGCUAAAACGCCUCUUGCUUUGUAUUCUGUCUGUUGAUAUUUUAAACCAAACAAGUUUGUUGUAUGGGGUUCAUGAUGCACAAUUUGACUGAAAUAUACACCCAAGUGGGAUACUCUGAAUUUUGUUCAAGGGAGAUGAGCAAUGUAACAUUGACGGUUAAGAGUUUAGCAAUCAGACUGCUACAUGUACUUUCAGUUUCAGUCCAAACCACCAGUCCAUCUCUGAAAUCCCCCCCCCAAUAAAAACACUUUGCUGCAUUUACAAGAAAAAGUGUCUUGGAAUUCAUGGGGGAAAUUUAGGUACAUAUCCUAAAUGUUUGCCAAGUUCUUUUGAAAAUGUCUCUCUUAGGAAAGGAGGAAAACAAAUGGCAUGCCCAAAAGUUCAAUUGGGAAUUUCAGGCUGGAUUUGUGGAAUAUUUCUUAGUUUGAUCCUGAUUAUUGUCACAAAAUAUUUUUCAUGUUUCAUACUCUUAUGUAAUACAAACAAUAAGAAAGGUGACCAACUCUUACAAACAUGUAUACUUUGUUGAGUGUCAGUAAAUGUAUUUUUAUGUAAAUACUUUCAUAUAUUUUAUUUUCUUGUUAACACUAUAGCAUGGUUAUAGCAAAGAGGCUUGUUACAAAACCAGAUGCAACAACUUGAAGUGUGCUACAUUAAGAAAACUUAAUAAAUUUUAUUUCUAGUAGUUUCUUUCUUGAGUACUUGUGUUAAAAACAAAUUAUUACUCAAGCAUGUAAGGUCUGCAUGCAUAUGUUAUGAUGUGUUAUACUGUACGAGCUGACAUAAAUUUAUGGGUAAUUUUGUCAAAUAUGUUCCAGGGUUGUGAUGUACUGAUCAGAAAAUUCUGAACCAUUUUAUGCGCAAUAUAGAUUGCGUAUGUAAACGUUGCUUUGCAGCGCAUGUUAUGCCUGCUUGGAAAAAGGUACAUGAAUGUUCCAUAUGUCGGUUACCAUUGUCCUCAGCAACUUGGGGUGAAAAAGAAGCGACCAGCACAUCAUACAAAGUGUGUGCUUGCAAAGUAUGUGCAGUCAGCUAGAAUGUUCGCUUUUUUGAAAGAAAAAUUAUCGUUAGCUAGAACCCUACUACAUACUUUAUAAUUAUUCAGAAGUUAGAAGUUAUUGUAAUGUCACUGCAUUUCAUGACUAGAAUAAAAGCCUGUGAGAGAGAAUUCCCUGUCUAGAUACAUAUAGCUGGGGUAGCCAGCUUAGGGCAUUUUUCACAAAAGCUGUGUUCAUGUUUUACUCUGAAUACGUAUAGAUAGAAGAAAACGUUUCAUGUGCAUUAUGUUCAGGUCACAUUACAAGAAUGAUUUACAGUGUUAUCUUUCUAUCUGUCUUCUUAAAAUAGCCACGUGAUGCAAGAGCAUCAACAGAAGAGCAAGCCCAAAAGAAUAUUCUCGCUUUAAUACCCGCGCAUUGCAUUUCUGCUGGUGGGAGGCGUAUGAGGAGGGUACUCAUGUUAAUACCCAAACUCUUUCAAACACAGCCGUGAGAUGUUGUUGGUUCAAAUCCUCCAUACCAUCUUCUCUAGAAGUAUUUAGAAAACAGUAAACACACAACUCUAGAUUAAGAGCAAUCUACACAAUGUCAGAAGAAAAGUUUUGAAAUGGCGAUGGACAUGAUAAACAAAUGAGGUUUGCUUUUCAAGAAACUAGAAAUGGGAGGAUUUCACUAGAUACUGUCUUGUCAGACAAAACAGGCGAGUGUAAAGCUGCAGAUGUGUUACUGUACAUAUACAUUUGGCAGAUAUCAACACGAUUCAUCAAUGUAACAUUGUAAUGUCAGUGAUGCAAGGGUACCUCACUGGUGUUCAGCUGUGAGCUCAGUGUUGGAAUAGGGUUGGGGAGAAGGCGCAUCAACUUGCAUUUUUGAAGGUUGUACAGAAAGAACUAUGAAUAUGCCCCUGUUUUCAGGAUAUAUAGAAUAAGAAUGAAAAAAAAGCAAAAAUUUUUUUAAUUUCAUUUUAAAAAAUCUGAUAACAUCAUCUUGACUGCCGCCCAAUUUGUUUGCAUAUAAUGCAUCCUUCGGGUCCGUAAACGGUUUAAAGUUGGACUCGGUGUUCACACAGUAUUGGUCUACACUGUAGGGGCUUAUUACCUAACUUGUGAUAAAGUCAUCAUGAAGUUUCUGCUCCGUGCUCAUCUUCUGUGUGGGGUCUCGCUCUGGUUUGAGUUUGGUCCAGAUCUGUGGUUUAAAACUGACCGAAGAUGUGUGCAGGAAAACCGUGUACAAAGUAGGACAUACGGGAGAAGAGCCAAGAAAGUAUAACAACAAUCUUGACAAAAACAAUGGUUUUCUCAGAGGUGUUCAGAAAAGUGAAAAAAAAAAAAAAAAAACAUUUCCAGGGUGUAUGUGUGCUUGUUUUUCUUUCACUGUUUAUUUGUUGCUCCCUAAAAUGGCUGACAAGCAUUUUUAUACUGUGUUUAACUUGUAUCAAGUAAGAGACAUUUUGUCUUGUGUAAACAUUUUCUACUACUAUAUGAUUUGCAUUUGUUUAGGCACUGUACUUCUGGGGAUUCCAAUUAUAAAAGAGGUGCAAAUGUUGGUUGAAAUAUGAAAUAUUUCCAGAUGUUUCUAAACCAUUUUGUCUUGUAAGUGGGCGAUGUACUGUAUGCAAAAGCCAUUUCCAGCAUUUUGUUGUUUUAUUGAUUUUACCGUCCUGGUUCAGCAAAGAAUCAAGAGGUUUGCUCUGAAAGGCUGAAGCUGUUCUGUGGAUGCUGCAGACAUAGUACAGAGCAUCAUGGGACAGAUCUGAGAUGAUAGACAUGUCACAGUAACAUGCCGCAGUAACAGCAUAACCAUGCCUGCUUGCACCUGUGUCAUGUUACAUCACUUGCUGUAUGUCCUCUAGCUGCAAACCCAACUCCCUCUUCUUCUGAAGCCCCUCCCCUCGAGUGGCUUACUAGUCAUGUACAAAUCAUUUUGGAAAAAGAUGUAUUCUUUUUUUGUCAAUGAGGGCCUGAUUUUAUUGUACUUCUAAGCACAAAGAAUCUCUUCAUGAACAGAAAUCUGUUGUUUGCUUAAUUUAAAGUUCCUUGUAUGGGUAUCGUGAAAUCAUGAUAAGAUCAAAAAGCAUGCAUACGGAGGAUAUUCGUACAUAUGCUGUAUUGGUUUACAUCUCGGACAAGAAUGCCUGAUCAAAGAAUCAGGUGAUGAAACUGUUUAACACCAAACUUUGCUUAGCAAAUUACGUACCAAGCAAUACCUAGAUGAGGAACCACUCACGGAAAAUAUACAUUACUAGACAUUUUGUCUGUGCUUGCAAAUGUCUUUAUUUUUCAUUUUUGUGAAAUUGGCCCUGGGCUUAGGUUGUAAAUCCAAGUAUAGGCCUUGCUUGCCAUUACUUGGCAGUGCAAUAAAUUUGGGCCAAGAAAGGUAGUGUGUCUGCCAUUUUGGAUGAACCCAUUUAUAUUACAAGCACAUAGGUGCUCUGUAGAUGAGACAACUCGUGUUUUGUGUAUGGUGCUUAGUAAAAAUGUUCUCAUUAGAACGAAAUGUUUAUUUUUUAUAAUGAACAUUUAGCAUGUAUUCUUGUUGUGCACAGUUUACUUGUUUACUGUUUGGUUUGUUGAUCUACCACUGAAGUAUUUUAAAGGUAAAACAGUGUAAAACCAGAAAUGUGUGGAUUUUGAAGUGAAUGCAUCUAAGCCAGUUCAUUGGUAUGUUCCUGACAUAAAUACCCAGUGUGCCAAUUUCAGAUGUGGCAUCGCGAAGACAUCUAGUAAUUUUGGACUCACAGAGGGACGCAGUCCAAACUCCCAGCGGUGUGAAAAAUUAUAUUGGAGGAUUGAUGAGAAUUGUUAAGGUCUUAAAGGAUGUGUUGUUUGGGUUGUGUCUGAUCUAAUAAUUUGAUGCUUUGAGGUUGUGAGAGUGUUUUUAGUGCGUUGAGUUUCAGCUGUUACCUGUGUGCCAUAUAGUUGGGAAUAAUGAUAUUCAACGUGUGUUCUGGGGACGCUCUGUUGAAAAUGGUUCCCUCUGUUGACAAUAAACCUACUGCUUCCUUACCCAAGGGCUGAUGUCAUAAACGUCAUAUUAAAAAAAAAGGACUCACUGUGCUCUUGUACUGACUGAUCACCAGCAGCCAUCUUACUGUCAAAUACAAAGAUGAUUAGCUUGUUCUCCAGAGUAUUGUUGCCAUGAACAAUUUCAUUAACAACGGCGAGCAAGCCCUUAUACUGCCUUUAUCGCUGGCACAGUAAAAUGGCCACCGUUGGCUUCAUUUACCCGUGGGCUGAUUAAGGCCAUUGUGAGUCCAGACCUUUUUAUAAGAUUUUGCAGUUGAUAUAUGCACAAUACCAAAAGUUGUAAUUGUUUCUCCAAUGUGUGUAUGUACGUUCAGCUUGUUUCUGGACUCCCUAAAGAGGCUUGCCCAAUAACUUCAACAGUCCAGGAAAAUUAACAAGCAGAAGAUAAAGAAAUGAGAGAGAGGUAGUGACUUGUCUUAAAUAGUUUUUAUUUCAUGAUCAAUACAUUGAACUUUAAAUUAGUGAAACAAUGUUACUGUUACAAACUGUAUGGUAAACAAUUGGUUUCGAUGGGAUUCUGCUUGUUCAUGGAUUGACCAAUGUUUGCAAACAAAAAUAAAUCUAACAAGUAUCUGCUGAUAAA
Acanthaster planci (crown-of-thorns starfish) is the source of this 9947-nucleotide messenger RNA. RefSeq names its product fucosyltransferase 8 (gene fut8). Gene Ontology annotation, biological process: protein N-linked glycosylation. Gene Ontology annotation, molecular function: protein binding; glycoprotein 6-alpha-L-fucosyltransferase activity. The record is from RefSeq and is a predicted model, not a curated record. Gene Ontology annotation, cellular component: Golgi cisterna membrane. Lineage: Eukaryota; Metazoa; Echinodermata; Asteroidea; Valvatida; Acanthasteridae.